CUGGCCGGACCCUGGCCGGUCCUCCUCCCAUCCGACCCGCGUUCCCCACCAGGCAGGUGGAGAGACUAGGCCUCGAAGCAGACUCCAGAUCCUGAGUGCUGGGAUCCCCCAGGACGCCCUCUGGCUCUUCAGGAUCGCACCAGCCCCUGGCUCACCUGAGUUCCCUUGAUCCCACCUGGCCUCCGAAAUGUUGCCAUCUCUGUGUCCCCUCCUUCUCCUCCUGGCCCUGGACCUGAGGCUGGCUAGAACACUCAACUCCAAUGAUCCCAAUGCCUGCACCAUCUGGGAAAGCUUCACCACCACCACCAAGGAGUCCCACUCCCGUCCCUUCAGCCUUCUCCCCACGGAGUCCUGCGAAAGGCCCUGGGAGGGCCCUCAGGCCUGCCCCCAGCCCACGGUUGUGUACCGGACUGUGUACCGUCAAGUGGUGAAGAUGGACUACCGCCCACGCCUGCAGUGCUGCCAGGGCUUCUACGAGAGCAGUGGGGCCUGUGUCCCACUCUGUGCCCAGGAGUGUGUCCAUGGCCGCUGUGUGGCACCCAAUGAAUGCCAGUGUGUGCCAGGCUGGCGGGGCACCGACUGCUCCAGUGAGUGUGCCCCAGGAAUGUGGGGGCUGAAGUGUGACAAGCCCUGCCUCUGUGGCAACAGCAGCUCCUGUGACCCCAAGAGCGGAGUGUGUUCUUGCCCUUCGGGCCUGCAGCCUCCAAACUGCCUUCAGUCCUGCUCCCCUGGACAUUAUGGCCCUGCCUGCCAAUUUAGCUGCCAGUGCCAUGGGGCACCCUGUGAUCCCCGGACUGGAGCCUGCUUCUGCCCCCCAGGAAGAACAGGGCCCAGUUGUGAUGUGACCUGUCUACCCAGCACUGAUGGCUUCUUUUGCCCUAGCAUCUCUCCUUGUCAAAAUGGAGGUGUCUUCCUGACCUCCCAAGGCUCCUGCAGCUGCCCUCCGGGCUGGAUGGGCACCAUCUGUUCCCUGCCCUGCCCAGAGGGCUUCUAUGGACCCAACUGUUCCCAGGAAUGUCACUGUCACAACGGUGGCUUCUGUGACAGAUUCUCCGGGCAGUGCCACUGCGCUCCGGGCUACACCGGGGAGAGAUGCCGUGAGGAGUGUCCGGUGGGCCGCUUCGGGCAAGACUGUGCCGAGGUCUGCGACUGCGCCCUGGGCGCCCGCUGCUUCCCUGCCAAUGGCGCGUGUCUGUGCGAACACGGCUUCACCGGAGACCGCUGCACCGAGCGCCUCUGCCCCGACGGCCUCUACGGCCUCAACUGCCAGACGGCCUGCAGCUGCGACCCGGAGCACAGCCUCAGCUGCCACCCGAUGCACGGCGAGUGCUCGUGCCGGCCGGGCUGGGCCGGCCUCCACUGCAACGAGAGCUGCCCUCAGGACACGCACGGGCCCGGCUGCCAGGAGCACUGCCUCUGCCUGCACGGCGGCGUCUGCCUGGCCGACAGCGGCCUCUGCCGGUGCGCGCCCGGCUACACGGGUCCUCACUGCGCUAGCCUCUGUCCCCCCGACACUUACGGGGCCAACUGCUCAGCCCGCUGCUCGUGCGAAAAUGCCAUCGCCUGCUCGCCCAUCGACGGCACGUGUGUCUGCAAGGAAGGUUGGCAGCGUGGUAACUGCUCUGUGCCCUGCCCACCUGGAACCUGGGGCUUCGGUUGCAAUGCCAGCUGCCAGUGUGCCAAUGAGGGAAUCUGUAGUCCCCAAACUGGAGCGUGUUCUUGUACUCCUGGGUGGCAUGGUGCCUACUGCCAGUUACCCUGUCCGAAGGGACAGUUCGGCAAAGAUUGUGCCAGUCACUGUGACUGUGAGCAUGCUGACAGCUGCGAACCUAUUCAUGGACAUUGCCAAUGCCAGGCUGGCUGGAUGGGCACCCGCUGCCACCUGCCCUGCCCUGAGGGAUUCUGGGGAGCCAACUGCAGCAACACCUGUACCUGCAAGAAUGGGGGUACCUGCAUCCCUGAAAAUGGCAACUGCGUGUGUGUACCUGGCUUCCGAGGCCCUUCCUGCCAGAGAUCCUGCCAGCCUGGCCGCUAUGGAAAACGCUGUAUACCCUGCAGAUGCAACAACCACUCCUCCUGCCACCCAUCGAAUGGGACCUGUUAUUGCCUGGCCGGCUGGAUAGGCCCUGACUGCUCCCAACAAUGCCCUUCAGGCCACUGGGGAGCCAAAUGUGCCCAGAUCUGCCAGUGUCACCAUGGUGGGGCCUGCCGCCCCCAGGAUGGGAGCUGUGUCUGCACUCCGGGCUGGACAGGACCCCACUGCAUGGAAGGAUGUCCAUUGGGGAUGUUUGGUGCCAACUGUUCGCAAUCCUGCCAGUGUGGUCCUGGAGAGAAGUGCCACCCAGAGACAGGAGCCUGUGUGUGCCCCCCAGGGCACAGUGGUGCACCCUGCAGGAUUGGAAGCCUGGAGCCCUUCACCAUGAUGCCCACAUCUCCAGUGGCCUAUAACUCGCUGGGAGCAGUGAUUGGCAUUGCAGUGCUGGGGUCCCUUGUGGUGGCCCUGGUAGCAUUGUUUAUUGGUUACCGCCAAUGGCAAAAGGGCAAGGAGCAUCAACAUUUGGCCGUGGCGUACAGCACUGGACGGCUAGAUGGCUCUGAAUAUGUCAUGCCAGAUGUCCCUCCAAGCUACAGUCACUACUACUCCAACCCCAGCUACCACACUCUGUCUCAGUGUUCUCCCAACCCCCCACCCCCUAACAAGGUUCCAGGCAGCCAGCUCUUUGCCAGUGGAGCCCAUGGACAUGACAACCUUGCCACUCUGCCUGCUGACCGGAAGCACCGCCGGGAGCCCCCUCCUGGGCCUCUGGACAGGGGUGGCAGCCUCCCAGACCGCAGCUAUAGCUACAGCCAUAGUAAUGGUCCAGGCCCAUUCUGUAAUAAAGGGCCUGCUUCUAAAGAAGGGCUGGGGGCCAGCAUGGCUUCUCUGAGCAGUGAGAACCCCUAUGCCACCAUCCGGGACCUGCCCAGCCUGCCAGCGGGCCUCCGGGAGAGCAGCUAUGUGGAGAUGAAGGGCCCUCCCUCAGGAUCUCCCCCCAGGCAGCCUCUUCAGCUCCCAGACAGCCUGAGGCGGCAACAGAGAGACAGUGGCACCUAUGAGCAGCCCAGCCCCCUGACCCAUGAUCAAGAUUCUCUGGGCUCCCAGCCCCCGCUUCCUCCAGGCCUCCCCCCUGGCCACUACGACUCACCCAAGAACAGCCAUAUCCCUGCACACUAUGACUUGCCUCCAGUACGGCAUCCUCCAUCACCCCCACGUCAGCUCCAGGACCGUUGAGAAGCCAGGAUGGUAUGGCAGAGGCCAGCCCACCUGACCCUUGCUGCCAAGGCUGAGGACAGAGCCUUGGGUACCCUGCCAGGAGCAGGGAGUGGACUGAAGGCUAUGAACAUGAACAUAUUAAUGAAGAAAGUGAAUGGAGAGAAGGGAUCCUGUCUCCCAGAUUCCACAAGGGAAGACACUGGUUGUAGCGUGCUUGGAUCCCUUUCCGGAACCCACUGCUCUCUGGGGGCCCCUCCGGGUCCUAUGUGCAUAAGCUGGUGUGUUGAACAACUCUGAUUUCAGACUGAUAUUUCUGAAUUGUAUAUUGGGUACCUUUUAUGUGCACGCCAGGCUGGGCUCUGUGCAUGCGCAUGUGUAUAUCUGGUUUCAGAGGGUUACUAGGCACAGGUCCUGCCCUCAGGCACACAGCAUUUAGCCAGGAAUUGGCUGUGGCAGUAAGCCCCUCACUGGCCCCUGGUAUUCCCUUAAUAAGUCCUGCUGCUGCUGCUUCUCAGAAUACAGGGGACUUGGGCUGUUCCCUCAAGUCUUCAUGUCUUCCUGUGUGUACCAAUGCCCCUGGGCCAGUCAAAACGUUCAAAGUUCUCAAAUGCUUGGCUACCUAGCUCAUCUGGGCCUCAUCUUCAGCUUAGAUUGUGUCUCCUGUCACUCUGCUCCAGUCACACUGGCAUCCAGUUGCUGCUGCUAUUACUGCUAUUUGUUACUCCUCUUCCUCCUCCUCCU
Messenger RNA from Dipodomys ordii (Ord's kangaroo rat), 3994 nucleotides. It is a transcript of the gene Pear1, whose product is annotated as platelet endothelial aggregation receptor 1. Gene Ontology annotation, molecular function: protein binding. The coding region runs from base 188 to 3271 and encodes 1027 amino acids. NCBI's taxonomy places the organism in Eukaryota, Metazoa, Chordata, Mammalia, Rodentia, Heteromyidae. Gene Ontology annotation, cellular component: membrane. The record is from RefSeq and is a predicted model, not a curated record. The transcript has 24 exons.